AUGGAAUCUUUUGAUCAACACGGCACACCAGCAAGUCAAGGUACAACUGCACGUGCCGGAACUUCAACAACAAUUAGGAGUGGUGAUGAGGAAAAUUAUUCUUAUGGUGAAAUAGAUGAAGGAGGAGAAGAUGCUAAUCUUAAUUCUCCUGAAGGAGAAAUAGAGCAACAGCAACAACAAUCCCCUCAACAAAACCCUUCUCAUAGCCAACCAACUUCAGCACGUCCAACUCUCUACCAAAAACGUUCAACUCCUUCAGCAGGCGUUGUUGGUGCUGUAGUCCAACCAUUAUAUAGUGGACCUACACCUGCACGUUUAUUUAAGAGAACAUUAUCUGAACAACAAUUUGGGAAUCGCCCAAUCUCGGAAGUUCCUCCAACAAUUUCAUCUACCGCACAACAAAGCAAAAGUUUACCAUUAACAUCACAACGAAGUAUCCCAGAAAGUAUUCAUUCAAUUCAACAAAAACGUAGAAGUCCCUCAAUUAUUGACUUAAGCGUUAAAGUAAAAGAAGUUAGUCAAUCAGUAAAGAAUGCAGCAGAAGAUGAAUUACGUUAUGAAUUAAUUCGUUUUGCAGCUAGAACAACUGCUCACGGAAUUCCUAUGGCAGCUCAAGCAACUAAGUGGUAUGCCAAAUGGAUGUGGAUAAUUAUAUCUUUGUUGUCUGUUGGUAUUUUUAUUUAUAGCGUUCUUGGUGUUUUAGAGAAAUAUCAAAGAAGAGAAAAAAUUGUUUCUGUUCAACUUCGUUUUGAUAAUGUCCCAUUCCCCGCUAUUACUAUUUGCAAUUUAAAUCCUUUCAAAAGAGAAGAAGCAAGACAUGUACCCGAAAUUAGUGAAACAUUAGAAGCAUAUCAUCAAGCAGUAACUUAUUCAAAACAUGCAGACCUUUAUUUAGAUGAAACCCCGGCAGUUCGUGAACGUAGAAAUAUAAGGGGCGGCCAUCGUCAUGUACAAAUUGAACCAGUAAUGUCAGACUGUGAAUGUUUAGAGGGAUUUAAUUCUGCUGGAAAACACGAUUGUGCGCAAUUAGAUUCUAUACCUAAAGAUAAUGUUUCUUUAUGUAUUUGUAAUUAUGACAGACAAGAUUCUAGUAUAUGGCCUUGUUAUAGUAAAACAAGUUGGAUUGAAGAAUGGUGUCCAAUAUGCAACGAUAUUGGAUAUUGUACUUUGCCAAAUACAAAUACUUCAAAUACAGUACCUUGUAUAUGCCAAAAGAGUGUUAAUUAUUGUUUGAUUCGACCAGAAAGAUUAAAAAGAAUGUGGGAAGUCCGUGGAGAUAAAAUACCCACAGAAGAUUCUCCUUUUCGGACAGAUUUUCUUAAUCAAUUAAAAGAAUUGGGUUAUGAAAAUAUGACGGAUGAAGUUGCUAUUACAACAAAAACUAGAGAAAAACUUGUAUUGGCAAUGGCAAGUCUUCAUAAAGAACAAAGAAAAUCGCUUUCAUAUGGAAGAAGUGAAUUUAUUAAAAUGUGUUCAUUUAAUGGACAACAAUGUAAUAUAAAUCACGAUUUUAAAUUACAUGCUGAUCCAGCAUUUGGAAAUUGUUAUAUGUUUAAUGCUAAUAAAUCAAAUCCUUUGGUUAGUAGUCGAGCUGGACCUUCAUAUGGACUUAGAUUACUUGUACACAUUAACACCUCUGAUUAUUUACCUACAACACAAGCUUCUGGUGUUCACAUAGUCAUUCACAGUCAAGAUGAGCAUCCCUUUCCAGAUGCUUUUGGAUACUCUGCCAGAAAAGUAAAUCGACUGCCCAUUCCUCGUGGUAUUUGUUUAAUGCCUGGGGAGCCUAAACCCGAAGGUUAUAUCUACUCAGAUCAUAAAUAUGAACCUGAGGGUUGUUAUAAAAGUUGUUAUCAACAUCAAAUAAUUAGAAGGUGUGGAUGUUCUGAUCCAAGAUAUCCCCAACCAGAUGAUAAUACUAAAGUUUGUAAUAGUUCUAAUGCUCUUGACAGUAAUUGCCUUUUGGUGGAAAGUAUAAGAUUUACCCGUGCUCAACAAUGUCAUUGCAAACAUCCUUGUGUUCAUGAUGUUUACACAACAGCAUUUUCUUCUGCACGUCUAAUCUCUGAAGCAUUUCGUAGUUUUCAAUGUUCGGGUAAGAGGGAAUGCAAAACAGAAUUUGAUGCUGAUUCUGCUGCAAUGCUUGAAAUAUAUUACGAACAAAUGUCACAUGAAGUACUUACAGAAAGCGAAUCUUAUAUGUUUGUUAAUUUUAUUUCUGAUAUUGGAGGGCAAGCUGGAUUGUGGUUAGGUGCUAGUAUUCUUACACUAUUUGAGCUUUUUGUCUUCGCUUUUCGCAUUUUUACAAUUGUUUGCCGUCGUCGCCUUCGUCGAAACACAAUUGAUUUUGACAUCGAAGAUGACGAUUUAGAACAACAACAAAAAAGGUCAACAUCCAAAGGAAUCCCUUCUUCGUUUACAACAACCCCAAAACAUUCUCAAAUGCGGAAAUCUGCUUCUUCUUUAACUUCUUUAAGUAUUAGAGCUUCGGCAUUAGAUGCUAAAGUACAGGCAGCAAAAAGUGAAAGAAAUACAUCUUUGGGGUCUUUAAAUUUGGCAUAUCAAUCACCUAAAACAAGAAAAGUAACGGCUGAGCCAUUUUCUUCGAGAUCCGCUCGAAAGCUAAGUAAACAAACAUCAUUUGCUGUAACGGAAGAUGAGGAAGAAGAGGAAAAUGGAAAUAUUGAAGAGGGUUAUUAUGACAAACAAUUAACUCCAAGUAGCGAUGAAAGAACUCUUGGUAAAAAUAAAUCAGUGGAAAGUAUGGGGACUUCAACCACUUCAAAUAAUAGUUAUGUUGAAGGAGGAGAAAUGAAUAAUAAUAAUAAUUCUUCAAAUAAAAUAAAAUUAAAAAAUUCACCAAAAAAGGAUACAAAAAAUAAAAAAGAAAUAAAGAAAAAGGAAGAUAAGAAGAAAGAAUUGAAGAAAAAGGAAGGAAAGAAAAAAGAUAAAAAGAAGAAAAAAGUUGUAGAAAAUCCCUAUGAAGUUUUAGUUUAA
Meloidogyne enterolobii is the source of this 2997-nucleotide messenger RNA. The record is from the annotation of a GenBank genome assembly. Lineage: Eukaryota; Metazoa; Nematoda; Chromadorea; Rhabditida; Meloidogynidae.